Molecule: messenger RNA, 850 nt
Organism: Drosophila albomicans
Lineage: Eukaryota; Metazoa; Arthropoda; Insecta; Diptera; Drosophilidae
Exons: 3
Coding region: 94-561 (155 amino acids)
Source: RefSeq, a predicted model, not a curated record
GCUAAACUAAUUGGAAAAGUGUAACUAGAUUAAUUUAAUUAACUAAUUCCCAAAUGUAAAUAAUGAUCUUAUACUGUAAUCUAAAGGAAGGAGAUGGUGCGCAUGGAGCACAAAUCCCGUAGCAAUUAUCCUGUUGUAUGGACAAAAGUUGCCGAGGCUGAAACGAAUAAGUUUUAUCAUCAGGACGAAAUUGACAAACAGCUGAAGGAGAAACAAACUCUUCAAGAGGUUUGUCCUUAUGAGCAUGAUGGCAAGGGCGAUGCUCACUUUAUUUCACCACAAAUGCACAAGAAUCUUAUGGAAAUUUGCCGCUGUGGUCGACCACGACGUGGCAUCCACAUGGGUAAAUGUUUACAACGUGCAAUCAAUCCACACUUGCAACAACAAGCCGGCGAAACCGAGGAAGCUUUUGUUGUGCCGCGCACUUCGAACUCUACUAUAGGAUUGCGCAGCGCUGCCUAUAAGAAGUUGGAGCAGUCAAUGCAAUACGUUUCCCCCACUUAUUCUAUGCCGGGUCCUCGCGUCACCGCCGCACCUUAUAAUGUCAUAAUUAUAGGCUAAGAAUAUUAAAGCUCAGCAGACUGAAGUAAAAGUUUAUUCAGCAAUGAGUAACACAUCGAGCUGAGUCAGCAUAAAGUCAGCUAAAUAUUUGUAUAAUUGCAAAUCUUAUUUCUUAAUUGUGAAUCCAUUUAAUUGAAACUUGAUCUACAUUUGUCUUUUGAUAUUGAAUUAUAUUACUAAAAUAAUAUAUAAGUAACCUCGGGAAAGAUUCUGUUCUACUGUACUGCAGAAAACUUUCCUUGCUUAUUAAAAUAUUAUAUAAUUAUGCGUGGGAGACUUUCCCGGCUGU